UCAUUCGAGCAGAAUCAAUCUCAUCGCUCUGUUGUGUCUAAUUGAAGCUUUGGAUAAGCUUCUUCCAAUACCUCUACAAUGGAGGCAACUGAUAUUUGGGGAGAAAUUGAACGUUCUGAGAGUUACCUAGUGUGCUCUAUGUAUGAAGAGGCAGAGUCAUUAUCUUCCUCUAUACUGAAAAGAAUAUUUGGCAACAUUGAUGUUUUAUCCGACGAAGCUUCUCAAGGUGAUCAUCAAUUUCAUGAUAUGUUGGAAUCUGCUGGUAUGGUCUUAGUUCAAUCCUUGCAUGGAAUCGGCAGGUAUAUUUCAUUUACUGUAUUCAGAUGUUAUAACAUGAGUAGUUCUUUUGCCUCUUACUUCUGUUUGGAAUUGGAUGCUCUAAAGAAACUUUAGAGUCUUGGACGCUUGUUGUAGUUUUGGCUAUGUGAUAGUUUUUGCCAACAAAUGCCUUUUUCAUGCAGGACAGUUGAGAUUGUAAAUGAGUUAAGAGAUGUGUUUGGAGAAGUUGCAGCUAUUCCUGUUCAAGUUCUUCUUACUGGAGUAUGCCUUCAAAUAUCAAAUGGUUCCUAUUUGGGUGUACGUGAUAUUCUGGAAGAGUUCUUUAGAAUAUGGGUUUACAAGGACAACCACUAUAUCCUAAAUGAUGCUGGAGUAAGUACAAAAGGAUUCCAUGCGAAAAACUGUUUAGAUAUUGAUGAGUACAUGGAAGUCGUUGAGCUGUAUACUUUUGGAGUUCUUGCAAAAUUUUCAAAUGACAUGGGCCUAGCCAUUUCAUGGGUUGAAAAAGCUGCAUUGCCUGAGGAAAGGCGACAGGGGAUUUUGAGAAGAUUGCAUUCCUUACUUUCUCUCAAAACAGCUAGUUCUUUUGAGGAAAAUUCCAAAGAUUCUUCUUAUGCUGUAGUGAAUAACAAGAAGUCGUUGGGUAAUGAAAAGAAUGAUGAGAUUGAUUCUUUCCUGAAACUAUCUAAACAGCAUGAACCUUGGUCACUUUGGUCAUCCCAUCCUCUAAGCCUCAAGGUUGGUAAUACCCAAUUUAGCAUGUCCAGGGGAAAGGUUGCCGUAAGCCUUGUUGGAUUAAUCAUAUGUUAUGCUUUGAAGAGAAAACGAGCUGCUUUGAUAAGGAUCAUUCGCAGGCAAAUGGAGUCCACGAGAAAAGCAAUAGUAGAUUUCUGGAAGCUUGCGUUUUCAUACCAAGUGAAUCCUCUUGCAGCAAUUCAAUCCAUACCAAGCACCACAACAUGAAGAUGGAUCAAAAUUUGGCAUUGAAAAUGCCUAUGUAAUACCAAACCAACACUCAAAUAUUUUCAUAAUUGGUUCUAUUCAAAGUUCAAACUUAGUUUUCCCAAACUUCUCCACUUAUAUCAAACUGUAAUCACUGAACAUGAUUAAGAACCCGUUGCAUAUUAUGUUUUAUCUAUAUUUCUCCUUGCCUUUUUAAUA
Messenger RNA from Arabidopsis thaliana (thale cress), 1440 nucleotides. It is a transcript of the gene APEM9, whose product is annotated as 3-phosphoinositide-dependent protein kinase-1. The record is from RefSeq and is marked reviewed. The transcript has 5 exons. The coding region runs from base 445 to 1242 and encodes 265 amino acids. Gene Ontology annotation, cellular component: peroxisomal membrane. Gene Ontology annotation, biological process: peroxisomal membrane transport. NCBI's taxonomy places the organism in Eukaryota, Viridiplantae, Streptophyta, Magnoliopsida, Brassicales, Brassicaceae.